CAGGUGCCUAUCUAGCAACCGCGAUGCCACAGCAGAGCCAACCGCAGCCAGACGCAGCACAGUUGUCCACAGCCGCACUACUUGUCAUGCCGCUACCGCGGACCGCUACCUAGACACCAGCCGACAUCAUGAGGAGGCGUUGCGGAGAGUGGCAGCCAAUCCAGCAGAGUCAGAAGGUUCCGUAGGCUGGCGGCAGAGGAUCCAGCAUUUGGCCCCAGCAGGGGAGCAUGGGCGCCCGCACGCCUUGCUGUAACAUUCUUCUCUCCGCCCCCCCAUCUACCAAAGCGGCUGCUUGGGCAGGAGCAGCAGGCAGGGGCCCAAACCGGGCGCUGCUGCGUCUGCUGGUGGACAAGUACGCCCACCUGGUGGUCUACGUGGACGAAUACUACACCAGCCAGGUGUGUGCGAAGUGCGGACGGCGCCUGCUUGGUAACGGGCAGCGCUGCCUGGAAGUUGUGAUUCCGUUUGGUGGCUCGCGUGCCCGCGACGUCCAAGUGUGCCAACACUGCGGGACUGUGUGGGGCCGCGACGCCAACUCGGCUACAAACAUGCGGCACGCGCUGAUGGAGAUGCUGCUUGGCAAACCGCGGCCUGCAGCCCUGCGACCUGCUGGCGGCGGUGGCGGUGCAGGGCCUGGCGGCGGCGGUGGCGGUGGCGGUGGUGCAGGGCCGGGAGACGGCGGUGGCGGCGGCGGUGGCACCGCGCCUACCGGCGGCAACAGCAGCGGCCACGGCGUUGGGCCCGGUGGUGGCGGCGGCACGGGCGGCCCUGGGCCCAGCGGCAGUGGCGGCGCGCAUGUUCGGAGCAGAGGGGGCAGGCAAGGCCACGUGGAGGAGGACAGCGCGGUGCCGCCUUCAAAGCGGCGCCGGCGCGCAGGUUGAGACCUGCCGGUGUUGUCUGGUUAGCGACCUGUGCUGACGAGCAUGGCGUAGCAGGCAGUCGGCUGCAGCGGCAGGGGUGUUUUCCUUGCUGUCUGGUUGGAUGGCCUGCUGCCUGCUGCACUAGUGCUUGAUAGCUGGGCGCGACUGGGCACAUAUGGCGGGCGGUGCCUGUACAAACCGACUCCGGCUAUGUCCGGGAGAUGAGGCUAGUAUCGGAACCUUCGGCCUCAGACGAAGGACGUGGCGUGGCGGCACAGCCCACUUUUCCCUUGCAAGGGAGAGCCACCUUUUCUUGUUGACAUAAGGUAGCACCCUGCUCCCUGCUCCCUGCUUUCCUGCCUCCCUAAGGCAGCCACCUCCUUGUUUCCGCCGUGACAGAUGAUUUGUGCUCCCUGAGAGGUUAUGGAGACAUUCUAGAGGGGCGUGGAAGCGGGACACUCUAGAGGGGCAGGAAGGAAGACUUGACGUGAGCACGAGCGCCGCCAAGCAGACAGAGGCACAGAGCAAAGCAAAGCACACUAAGGGCCAUGGCUUGCAAUCUGUGUGAUUUUUGACAUAUAGUAGGAGGAGCUUGUGGCUACGCUAGCGCAAUACACCGCCGCAAAGCUGGGAGAUGUUACUUAAAUGGGCUCCAGGACGCGUAGCUAUGCAAAUGUGGGCGAGUCUUGGUAUGUCGCAAGGUUGUAUGUCGCAUUUCACAUGUCGACAUGUCGCAACCUGACCAUGUCAAAUAAUGUGCACACAGCCAUAAGUAGCAGUGAGGGGAAAGAGAUGCUGGAGCAGGCAGUAGGGUACCUGCGUGUGUCGAAGACGCGUCUAUCC
This is a messenger RNA of Chlamydomonas reinhardtii, 1703 nucleotides long. RefSeq lists its product as uncharacterized. Bases 228 to 881 code for a protein of 217 amino acids. The transcript has 4 exons. The record is from RefSeq and is a predicted model, not a curated record. NCBI's taxonomy places the organism in Eukaryota, Viridiplantae, Chlorophyta, Chlorophyceae, Chlamydomonadales, Chlamydomonadaceae.